AUGGCAGAGGCCAGUAUCUCAGUGGGUCAGGACCAGUUUGCCUGUUCGAUCUGUCUGGAUCUACUGAAGGAUCCUGUGGCUAUUCCUUGUGGACACAGUUACUGUAUGGGCUGUAUUAAGGGCUGCUGGGAUCAAGAUGAUCAUACUGGUGUCUACAGCUGUCCCCAGUGCAGACAGACCUUCACCCCAAGGCCUGUUCUGGGCAGAAACACCAUGCUGGCUGAAGUGGUGGAGAAACUGAAGAAGACAGGAUUCCAAGAUGCUCCUCCUGCUCAAUGUUACGCUGGACCCGGAGAUGUGUUAUGUGAUGUCUGCACUAGGAGAAAGCUCAAAGCCAUCAAGUCCUGUCUGGUGUGUCUGGCCUCUUACUGUGAAACUCACCUGCAGCCUCACUAUGAAUCUCCUGCUUUUAAGAAGCACAAACUGGUCCAAGCCACUGGACACCUGCAAGAGAAGAUCUGCUCUCAUCAUGACAAAGUGCUGGAAGUUUACUGUCGUUCUGAUCAGCAGUGUAUCUGUUAUCUGUGUACGAUGGAUGAACACAGAGGCCAUGAUACAGUCUCAGUUACAGCAGAAAGGACUAAGAAACAGAAGCAGCUGGGAGACACACAGAGGAAAUUCCAGCAGAGAAUCCAGGAGAGAGAGAAGGAGCUGCAGGAUCUGAGACAGGCUCUGGUGUCACUCACGCGCUCUGCACAGGCAGCAGUGGAGGACAGCGAGAGGAUCUUUACUGAGAUGAUCCACUCCAUUGAGAGAAGGCGCUCUGAGGUGAAAGAGCUAAUCAGAGAUCAGGAGAAGGCUGCAGUGAGUCGGGCUGAAAGACUCCUGGAGCGACUGGAGCAGGAGAUUGCUGAGCUGAGGAGGGGAGAGGCUGAGCUGGAGCAGCUUUCACACACAGAGGAUCACAUCCAUUUCCUCCAGAGCUGUCAGUCUCUUUGUGCCCCUCCUGAAUGUGGAGACUUACCUCGCAUCACAGUUAAUCCACACAUCUCUUUUGAGGCUGUGCGGAAAUCUGCCUCUGAACUGAAGGAACAACUGGAGGAUGCUUGCAAGGGGAAAUUUGACAAAAUGUCUCAAGCAGAACACCAUGGAGAAAUGAAAUGGUUUGUGAGCUGAAACGCAAUUGUCGCAAAGCAGAAGUGAAAGAAAUCCAUGUUUUAGAGGCCAGGACCAGGG
This is a messenger RNA of Megalops cyprinoides (Indo-Pacific tarpon), 1176 nucleotides long. Its product is annotated as E3 ubiquitin/ISG15 ligase TRIM25-like. The coding region runs from base 1 to 1116 and encodes 371 amino acids. Gene Ontology annotation, molecular function: zinc ion binding. The record is from RefSeq and is a predicted model, not a curated record. The transcript is spliced from 6 exons. Lineage: Eukaryota; Metazoa; Chordata; Actinopteri; Elopiformes; Megalopidae.